GACUACAAACAAAUCCCUAGAAAUUGUAAAGAAUGGAGAACAACAACCAGUUACCACCGUCGUACUCGCAGCCGCAGCCGCAGACGGAAUCAUCCAACAUACGUGACUACUGGAUUGAGCAGAUGGAAAACGUCACAGAUUUCAAAAACCGUCAGCUUCCAUUGGCACGAAUAAAGAAGAUUAUGAAGGCCGACCCUGAUGUGCACAUGGUCUCAGCCGACGCUCCGGUCCUCUUUGCCAAGGCUUGCGAGAUGUUCAUUAUGGAUCUCACGAGCCGCUCGUGGCGCCAUGCCGAGGAGAACAAACACCACACGCUUCAGAAAUCGGAUAUAUCCGCAGCAGUGGCGAGCACUUAUACCUACGACUUCCUUCUCGAUGUUGUCCCUAAGGACGUUGAUCCCGGCUUUGCGCCUAUGCCACAUCCCGACGGUGUACCGCAGUAUUAUUAUCCACCGGGAAUUUAUCCGUCGCCGCCGACGCAGGCGUGGCCCGAGGAGGCUGGUGAGGAAGAAGAUGAGGCUGAGGGGAGUGGAAGAAACGGCGGUGGAAACUAGGGUUUGAAACCGCCUUUGUGGUGAUUUGAAGUUUGGUUAAGUAUUUUUUUUUGGUUUUUAAAUUGUUGGGAUAUGUUUUUCAUGUGAAUAUGGUUUCGGAAUCGUAAACAAUGUGGAAGGCAAAUAAUUAUUAUUUAGUUCUUUUAAGACUGGUGAGAAUUUA
Camelina sativa (false flax) is the source of this 717-nucleotide messenger RNA. NCBI's taxonomy places the organism in Eukaryota, Viridiplantae, Streptophyta, Magnoliopsida, Brassicales, Brassicaceae. The record is from RefSeq and is a predicted model, not a curated record.